AUGAAGGCCCCCGCAGGACUCUUCUCUGCCUUGGUACUGCUCCUUUUGAUAACAGCGACGCUAGGCCAGAGGACGCGGCCGAGAAAGCCCACCAGGCGCCCGGCCGUUCCGAGGCAGCCCCCCGCCCCUCGGGCCGAGCCGCAGGAACCGACGGACGUCCCGCCGCUCAUCCUCGGCCCGCCUUCCCCUUACCCCGACUGCCCCAGGGAGUGUUCGUGCUCUCCAAGUUAUCCCAACUCUUUGAACUGCGAAAACCGAAAUAUCCGUACCGUCCCGGUCAUCCCUUCCAGAACCCACUAUCUGUACCUUCAAAACAACUACAUCACAGAGGUGACGGCAGAACCUUUUAGGAACGCCUCAGAAGUUCGCUGGAUCAACUUGGCAAACAAUCGCAUCCAUCGAAUAGACAAACAGGUGUUCCAGAAGAUCCCCGCUCUCUUGUAUCUCUACGUUCAACGUAACCAGCUGAAAGAGGUGCCCUCUGGCCUCCCGGCAAGUUUGGAACAGCUCCGCCUGAGUAAGAAUCGAAUUUCCAAGAUACCCGCGGGUGCCCUCGGUAAGAUGGGAAACCUGACCCUUCUUGACCUCUACCACAACCAGCUGAGUGACGGUGACCUGGGCAAAAACACCUUCAAGGAUUUGUCUAACCUGAUGCAGCUGAACUUGGCCCACAAUGUGCUCAGGAAGAUGCCCGCCGGUGUCCCUAACAGCCUCAUACAGUUAUUCCUUGACAAAAAUCGCAUCGAAGACAUCCCAAAAGACUACUUUCAAGGCUUCUCUCACCUGGCCUUCGUGAGGCUUAACUACAACCAACUGAGUGACAAAGGCGUCCCCAGAGCCGUGUUCAACAUCUCCACCCUGCUGGAUUUGCAGCUCGCUCACAACCAACUGGCCUCCAUUCCUCUCUUCAGCGCUCACCUGGAACACCUCCACCUCAAUCACAACACUAUCGAGAAUAUCAACGGCACGCUGAUCUGCCCGCGUAGCCUGCAGGAAGACAUGAGCGACCCCAGCCAGAUUCCUAGACUAAGGUACCUGCGUUUGGAUGGAAAUCAACUCAGCCCCCCCAUACCGCUGGAUGUCAUCAUGUGCUUCAGACAUCUUCACUCCAUCGUGAUUUAG
Messenger RNA from Nerophis lumbriciformis (worm pipefish), 1122 nucleotides. Lineage: Eukaryota; Metazoa; Chordata; Actinopteri; Syngnathiformes; Syngnathidae. The record is from RefSeq and is a predicted model, not a curated record.